AUGAAUUCGCCGAAAGUUCCCGAAGGACUUGGAGCCUUCUUGGCUCAUGCUGAAAGCUUACAUCCUUCUGUCAAUCCUAAACGAGAGAACGGCUUUGCUAAAGAAUUUCAGGUAUGUAAUUUGUGAUAAUACUGUAAAAGCAGAGUAAAUUAUGUUGAUUUAAAACCCAUCGUUGUUAUUUCGUUAUUAUCUGUAUGCGGUCUUUGCUCUUGUCUUCAAAACCGAAACAAAGUUCGAUCGACAUUGGUCUUUUAGCUAUCAUGUUUAUUUUGGUUUCACAAUAUUUACCAUUAACCUUUUUGUCACUUAAGGCUGUAUAAGAUCAUUUUUUUAAUUGUGAUUUUUCUUUUGUAAAAUGCUGAUAAACAAACUCAACAGCUGUGCACCCAAGGACAGCUGAUAUGGUUUUAUGUGAAUAUUGUCACAUGACAGGUUUUCAUCCACAGACAUUACAAAUGUCUCCACAAUUUACUUAAACUAGGAAUGACCUCACAAGUCCAGUGCAAGUUUGUAAAUAUGCAUACAGUCGACUUGCAUGUUUAGGGCUGUCCUUGCGAGACUUAUCCAUUAACAAACUUAUCCUCUCAGGAUUUCUAAAAAUAUUCAAUAGAUCUGUUCAUGCUCAUUCAUCUGUGGAUGAAGGCUGUAAACACACAAGUUUGAAUAUAUUUGCAAAUUUUACAGAAGCUAUUUGGGUAUAGCCUUGCUGAGUGAAUGGGCUGAUCAGUAUUUCCUUAAGUUAAAACAGUUCCCAUAAUUAAAUUUAACAAUCACAUUAAGCAAUUUUUAUUGCGAUUUUUAGUGGUGGUUAGACUUUUGUAUAGUGACAGGGCUCACACAGUCUUGAAAAGUCCUUGAAUUUUAGGAGUAGUCCUUGAAAAGUCCGUCGAUUCCAUUUUUCCCUCAAAAGCCCUUAAAUUUCUGUGCAAGUCCUUGAAAAGUCCUUGAAUUUUCUUCAACUUUGAAUGUAGUGAACUGGAAAGAAUUUUGUGAUGCUUUUUGCUUGUCCAAGACAGAAUAUAAAUCAUAGCUCAGAGAAUUUAAAGGUUAUGUACUUAAAUUGCUCUAUGUUUUGUGCAAUAAUUUACUAUCAGUUUAAGACAAGUGAACUGAAAAAUGUAGAGAAGUUGGUGAAGCUAACAGUUCAAACCUUAAAGUCUUAAUAAUAGAGUGGGAAUGGGUUGUUCCAGAAAAAAUCCACACCCCCCCGACGGAUGGGAUUCUGGAAAUUCUCACGGGAGGGGGGGUCGAAGACUCCGGAAAUCCAGGCGGGAGGGGGAGUUGACCUUAAAAAAGUCUUCUGCAGGGGUCAUUUCGACCGAUACCCCGGUAGUUGAUACAAAUCAAACGUUUAGUUCGAUGACACUUAAGCGCUUUCAGACCCUGAAAAUAGUCAAAACGUUUUGUUCAUAUAUUUCUCACCUGACAUAAAUGAUAAUCUAAGUUGCUUUACAGGUCCUUUUAUAGCAGAAAACGCGAACAAGAUACUAAAGAACGGGCCUGAAGGAACUCGUCGCAACGUUGUUGUCACGAAGAGCGUCAAACGCCUGACACAUUUCUACUGUUACCCAGAGAGCCCAAGAGCUUAAGAGUGAUUUUUAUAAGCUAAGAAAUUAUGUAAACACUGUUCAGGUGUCGUUCGCAUUUUUUUGUUUUUUGCUCCUUUCGUUUUUUUAGUUCCACGCGAUAGAAUUCUUAGUUUAAUAUAAGCUGAAGCUUUAGAAAUUAAAACAAAAACAUUUAGGCGUGUUUGCAUGUAUUUUCCAUUAAAAAUAAAUUAAAUUUAAGCCUUAUAUUUUUUCCCGGAAAUCCAGGCGGGGGGGGGUCUUCCACCUUGGAAAUCCAGUUGGGAGGGGGGUCUUGUGCUUCGGGAAAUCCAGGUGAGAGGGGGUUAAAAAGGACCCCAUCCGUCGGGGGGGUGUGGAUUUUUUCUGGAAUAACCCAAUGUGCAUUUUUGUACAACCUGUGAGAUUAUAUUCCUAGUAGGUGGUCCUUGAAAAGUCCUCGAAAAGACCUUGAAAAAUGGUUGCAAUCUAUUGACAGUCUGAACCCUGAGUGAACACCUUGUUUGCUACAUCUGUGUAGAGGUGGGGUGGCUGUGGUGUCUAGGGGCAUCCACUUGAUGUCAGUGUGUACGUCUAGCACACCAACAGUUCCACAACUAGUAAUUUCUGUACCCAGCCAUGUAGAAUGAACCAAAAUUUGAAGCAUCAGUACCAUACAAGCAUCAUGGUCCUAAGUAGCCUGCAAAAACAGCCUUCUCUCCUCACUCCUAGCCACUAGGGAUGUUUUGCCAGGAGGGAUGUCUGCACUUCAAAAACACUGAUGAUGUAAAAUCUGUCCAGAAUAUGAUCAGGAGCUCUGAUUGGUCGAUGUAGCAGUUGCAUUGUUUUAGCUAGCUUUUGUUUAUAAAUUACAGACAAACGGUCACAAAGUUCAAAUGUAAAUGCUAUGAAUCUACCACGUACUAUGAAACAGUUAAUAUUAGUGGAAUAUACUCAGAGGAACACAAACCUUUACCAUAAUCGACCAGGUGAAACAUAAGGAAAGGCAACUCUAUUGAUGCUUCAAUCAAUAAAGAUUUCUAUAUAUAGUUGGAGUAACCUAUGGUGUAUUUUAAACAGCACAUGCACUCAUUUCUGUUGAUUUACCAUAAUCAAAUGAAUAAAUGAGCCAGUAUUAGUGUUAACAACAGCUCAACACAUAGCAUCCUGGAACGUCAGCACCUUAAACAAAUUAGUUCCAAGAUUUCAAAUUCACAGAGCAUAUAGCCUGAGAAAAUAACCAACAUUUCACGAUGCCUCCCCUGGUUUCCCUGCGAAAUGAGAUCUAAGAAACAAGUGCAGAAACUCCAUACUGAUGACGCAUCACUGCCCAGGUCUGCGUAGUGCUUCUGAUUGGUUGGAGCAAAUUUCCCAUGCGGCAUGACCAAUCAGAAGCACUUCCCAGUUCUGGGAAGUGAAGCAUCAUCUGUACGGAAUUUCUGCACUCGUUUCUCAGGUAUCAUUGCACAGGAAACCAGUGGAAGCAUCUUGAAAUGUUGGCUGUUUUCUCAGGCUAAGGAGCUUAUAUACUUGUAGGAGAAAUUUUCUACCUGGGUCUUUCCCAUUUGCCCUUGAUCUUAAAUUUUAUGAAUGUGGGGAUUAACUGUCUUGCUGAAAAUGAUUGCCCAGAAUGUGCUUCUGUUAGUUUACCAUAUACAUGUAUGUCUUCUGUAUCUCUAAAUACAAAAUUUACUCAGGAAAACUACCAGUAGUUAGGUACAAAAGACAGAUAAGACAGAUGUCUGAAAGUUAGUAUUUACCAAGUAAUACUUUUAAUGUAGCCCUAUUUCUGAAAUCAUGUAAGGCUGAUCUACCAGAUGUUCCUUCUUUUUACUUUGGUAGCAAAUAAAGGCUUUGUCAUCUCAACUAAAGAAAAAUCCUGACUAUUCAUGUCAUCAUGGGGAGAUGGAGUGCAAUCGACCAAAAAAUCGGUACAAAGAUAUCGUGCCAUGUGAGUGUAAAUUCUGUAACAUCAUCACUACAGUUACUAACAGUUUACUGUCCACGGAUGGACUGAGUGUACAAUUGUGUAGCAGGGCUCAAAAAAAGUCCCAUCGGGUAGCCUGGAACAAGUAGAUUUUCUUACUGGGCAAAUAACUUUCAAAGCUUUCUGUCCAAUGGGCAAGGGCCAUCUAGUGAGACGAGUAAGAAGUGACCCCUGGCAAGCAAAGUGCAACAGCUGCUUCCCCAAAGGACAAGCUGGAAUUCAGGUUUUUUUUUCGAGCCCUGUAACCAGGCUGUCUCAUUUAUCAAUCUGGCUUGUUUUAAUCCCUUUUUACCUUCAAAGUUACUUGUACCCCAUACUGUGAAAUCUCACUAAAUCACGUAUUACAUGUAUUUUCACCCUCCUCCUCCUCAUCAUCAUUAUACCUGCAGUCAGUCAAUGGGUUCAGCAUAUGUAUAGUUUGAUAAGGGACUGUCCACACUUGAUGCUUGGGUAUCGGCACAAAAUGCUGUUGUGUUCACACUUUGGGUACCUGAUAUAUGACUGUGUACAUAGUUGUACUCCAUUUUGCCCUGUCCAGGGGCGGAUCCAGGAUUUUUCUUAGGAGGGGGUGCACCACUAACUGACUGAUGACGUAAGAAAUUUUAAAAGCGAAUACGAAGAAGAGGGCUUUUGACUAGGAAAUAACAUAAUGUGAACUGCUGAGAAUACAUAUCAAACGAUAGAGCAGAUUUUGUAUGUCUGUCAAGCGACUGCACAGUGUUAAUUAGAAAGCGGCCGCAGGUCAUCCCAGGGGGGGGGGUGCGCACCCCCUGCACCCUCCCCCUGUAUCCGCCCCUGCUGUCAGAUGCCACUUUGAAAUAUGAGCUUAGCAGCAAGAACAAAGCAGUGGACUGCACGAAACUUACAAAAAUUGUGUGCACACAGGGACACAGUGCUCACUUUUGUGCCCGAGUGCAAGGUCUUGACCUUAUACUCAGACACCAGUACCGUGCCCGAAUUCUAGUGUGGUUACCUAAAAAAAGGGUGUGUUCACAUUCGUGCCCAUUGAGUACCGUACUUGGGCACUGUGCCCGCGCACCAAUUGUGAAUGCUGCCUAAGUCUCCUCCAAGUAGUUCUGUUGUUGGCACUCUCCUGCCCAUGGUUGAGAUCAAAUUAGGCUGUGCUCUAGUGGCUGGGCCUGGUCAUGGCCCCUGGCACCUAACUUGUUUAUUUCGUAGAAAUCAUGUUCUGGGCACCCUGGAUUUCACAGAUUCAAACCACUUGGCUCCCUUUAUUUUUUCUUACUUCACAGCCAGUUGUCAGUAUUUCUCCAUUUCUAUUUCUCUUAGCAACAUUAAUUAUUAAUCUUCAAUCAUGUACAUGUACUGUAUUAUCAACCCUUAAAUAAAACAAUUCUUCUUGCAUGAAAUGUUUCUGCAGUUGACCACAAUCGCGUCAUGUUACCAACAUUAUCGGGUGUACCAGGAUCAGAUUACAUGAAUGGAAAUUAUAUCAAGGUAAGACCAAAACUCCCUUGGAGCUCUGAAGACUGUUAAGCUUUGUGAAAUUAUUUGUUGUCAUGUGAUGUACACCACACAACACUCAGUGGCUUCAAAUGUAAUCCUCAUGGCAAUACAGGGUGCAAAGAAAGUCAGUUUUACAGCCUGUCAUUCGGGCAAGCUGUAGCUAGUAUGUUCUUGCCCACAAGUCAUUUCAACCAGCCCCCAAACCCUUUUUGAUUAGCGGGAUUGAUUACAAUCCGUCUGUAAUUUAAAGUUCCCCCCAAAACAGCACUUGCCCUUCUGGCAAGUUGAGAACAAAAAUCACUAGCCUGAUAGCAAAAUCCAUCAGCCCCGGGCUAUCGCACACGACUUUCUUUGCGCGCUGCAAUAACUCAUUUUUGUCCUUUUUGGCAAUGUACUUGCGUUUUUUAAUGUAACACAGUCCUGUAAGUGUAGGUGUCAAUAUGUUUGAAGACUCAGCUGAUAGCUAACUGAUGAUGACCAAUUUUUCAGGGUGCGGAUGGAAACACUGCAUACAUAGCCUUACAGGGACCUCUGCCAAGAACUGUAGAUGAUUUUUGGAGGUUGAUCGCUUCUCAUAGAUGCCAGGUGGAUAAUGUGUAUACCUUUUUAUAUUAUUGUUAUCUUAGUAGUUUUGGUCCACAUUAGUAUUUAAAAAAAUAUCUCUUAACUAUAAGCAAUGCAAGGAGGUUUGUACUGUAUGUUAUGGACUGCAAUGUUAUCGCCGCUGUCCAAGGUUUAAGUGCACAGGCCAAAAAAUCAACAGGAUAAAAGGACGAUCUGUAACUUGCAGCACAGACUGAGAAAAUGAGGUUGGCAACAUUGUAGGUAUAGUUAACUGGGCAUACAGAAAAGGAAACUUUCAAAAUAUUUAGGGCACUGUACUCUAGUAGAAUAAGGCCUGUUUCAAACAUUGUGCUACUGGCGUUCUAAGCUGGCUUGACUUCAGCACAACUAAGUAGCACAACUUGGUUUCAAACGUCGAAUUUAAAUCAGUCAAAUAAAAUAGCUGUUGCGGAAAACAAAGCUUUUUACUGAACUUCUAAAAUGUAUUCUAAUAUAUGUAUUAUUCAUGAAUUGAGUCCAGCACAGCAGUGGCACGACGGAUAAAUGAAACCAAGACAUGCUAGUGUUGUGUAGCACAGUAAAACUUGCCAUGUUUCAUGGUAGUGGCUCCACUUGGUUUGAAACAUUGUGCUACUGCUGUGGUUUUUAAAGUAACUGUUGUUCUGUUAAGUCAGGCGCGGCAGUACAGUUGUAGCACAACGUUUGAAACAGGCCUUAAGGACCUGCAAAAUUGACCAUAAUCACAGCACACGUAACUGACAAAGAGGUAUUAAUAAACAAAUUUAUUAAGCUGUUGCAUUUUAUCUGAAUUUUCUUAUCUUACUUCUAGAUUGUGAUUAUGGUAUGCAGAGAAAUUGAGAUGGGAAAACUGAAGUGUAAAAGAUAUUGGCCUAUGAGUAAGGAUGAGAAAAUGAGCUUUGCUGGUAUGCAAAUCUCACUGGUAAGUAAUAUAUCACAUUAUUAUUUUAACAGUUUGCCUGUUGCACCUUGUUCAAAUAAUGAAAUACACUGUAGCAAUAUUUUUUUGCUAGUCCAUCCAUUUAUAAGACCCUGUCCCUUCUUGCAGAUCUCUGAAGAAGACAUUGCUGAAGGCUUUGUUAUCAGAACUAUGCAGAUGAAAUCUUUGAAGGUACACGGUUAUAUUUCUUAUGUUUAAUUCUCUUAACCCUUUAAGUGCCAAUAGUACUCAAAAUCAAUUUUCUCCUAACGAUAUCCAUAGACUAUCAUGAACAAAGUCUAUGAGAAUUAACAAAAUGAUCACAAAAAGAAAAAUAUUUGUUCUUUUACCAAAUUCUCUCAACUAAUUCUUCGAGGAAGUGUAUGGAGAUCAGUUUGGAGAAUUUUUAUGUGGAUAUUGGGACUUAAAGAGUUAAGGACAAGUGGCCAGCAUGAUGAUCGUACAUGUUUUUUUAAAGUCCAUGGCUGUUGGUCUGGCCAGUGUUUGAAGCAGCAUCCUCCUGCUCGGUAGACCGGCACUGUUCCCACUGUGCUAACCGCAGCAUGCAAAGAAAGUAGUGUCCGAUAGCCCGGGGUUAGUGGAUUUUGCUAUUGGGCUAGUGAAAUCUGUUUUUGACUUGCCCGAUGGGCUAGUGAUGUUCUUUGAGGAACCUGAAUAACAGAAUUCCAGAUGCUCAACAAAAAGCUUUUGGGGCUAGUUGAAAUGACGUCUGGGCUAGUAAAUGCCAGCUUCAGCUUGCUGAAUGGCAGGCUGGAAAAACUUGAUUUUCUUUUCACCCUGUAACCGGGUGGCCAAAAUUAGUCGUCUCAGUUAAUGUGUACAUUGUACUAUACUAUUAGUUUGGUGAUCACGAUCUCUUACAACUGACCCCCAAAUCUUAUUAUCUUGGAGUUUUGGAUGAUAAGUUAGGUGAGAUAAUUAACUUGUAUUUAGUUUAAAAAAAAAAAAAAAAUUGAUAUAAGGGGUUUGUUAUGAUAGAAAUUUGCAAUCAUAUUUCAAGUACUAUUAAUGCAAGACUCAUUCAUUCAUACCUUGAUGUAGGACCCAUGUUCAUGGGUCAUUGACAUUCAUAACAGUUGAUCCAAUUUUAUUGAACUAUUAUAAUUCUUUAUUAUUUUUUUUUUAGGAUGAAAUGACAGUGACCCAAUUACAGUACACAGCAUGGCCUGAUCAUGACGUACCAAAGUCGGCAACUCCGCUCAUUGAAAUUAGUAGAACUCUUAAAAGUCUCCAAGGCAACAGAAAACAACAAGUUUUAAUUCACUGCAGGUCAGUUAUGUCAGUGCUACUCAGCAAUAAUAUUAAAGUUGCAUGUACCUCUAUUUUUUUGGACUGAGAGGCCAUGUUCCUCAUACUUUUUAAUCAGUCAUGCAAAAAAAUCUCAUAAACAGUCCUCCUAAAUUGCAGCUGAACGUUUUGUAAUUUUCAUGUUGGAUUUCUUUGAGAAGUUCCACUCAUUGCAUUGGUCUAUAUACAUAAUUAUGUUCUUUCUGCCUGGGACACUAUAUCCUCCCCAACUUCUUUUCACAAUGUUUCUGCAUAGAGGCAACCAUUGCUAAAUGGAUUGUUUUCUAUUAUGUACUUGCUUUUAAAGUCUCACUGAUGAAAAGAGUCCGCUAUUCAAAAUACUUUAAAAUUUGACUUUCAGUGCUGGAUGUGGUAGAACGGGAACAAUCUGUGCUGUAGAUUAUGCUUGGGAUCAGCUUAAGAUGCAAGUAAGUGCAAGUUAAGAAAAUAAAAACUAACAUUGUACUUUUAUGUGUCUUGCCAACAUCUCAUUCUAUUCUGUUCCUUUCCAUCCAUCCCAACUCAUCUGUUCAUGCAUGCAUUCCAUCACCCAAAUAAAUUCAUUAACUAAUUAAUCAAUUAAUCACUUCAUACAUUCGCUUUGUGGUUAACUUGUUUUGUCCAUUUUUUAAAAUGCUUUUUCUCUUCUUUAAUUUGUUUUCUAUUUCAAGGAUUAAAAUUCUAAUUCCUGCUAUUUUGUAUUGCAGAAAACAAACAAUUUUAGCGUGUAUGAUAUUGUAACAAACCUAAGAAAGCAGAGGAUGGCUAUGGUCCAAACCAAGGUACUAAACAAAACAGAAGCUUUUGCAGUGUUUUUAAGUAAACAAAAAAUAAAUGAAAAAUCUGCAGGAGAGGAUUUGAACUUCAUAGAACUUGCUCUUUACAUUUCCUUAGACCAUUGUGGCAAUGAAUUUACAGCAACGUGUUGUCAAGCUUAAGAAAAUAAUGUAACGUAGUGUUGCUUCAUGUAACCUUCCAUAGCCAGACGCACUUCUUAAAGGUCAGAACACAAUACAAUAAUACAAUACAAUAACUUUAUUUAAAGAGGGAAGCGCAAUAACCUGUUACAGUUUUCUAACCUACGGCCCUCAACACAAUAGGUGACAUGUUGCUGCAACAUGUCAUGGUGACAUUCCACCCCUUGUAUGCACUUCAGGUGACAAGUUGUGCGUUACAUUGCACCGACAAAUUGCUUCCUGGUUACUGGAGAAUUGUUGUGAAAAUCUUUGUUUGUGCAACAGAAUUUUGUCCUGUCACAAAAUUCUGUUGUGGAGACAAACAUUUUCACAGAAUUUCGAGAAAACGUUCUAUUUUUGUGAUUGAUUCCUCUUUAAAAGACAGUGCAUUUACAGCAGUUCAAAGGGAUGCAAAGUUCUAAACAAGCUUUGUGAAAGGGGUACCAUUUGUCAAUAGAGGGUAUACAAAACGGGUACCUUUUUCGUGAAAAAUGGCAUAUGUUAAAAAGGGUAAGGGGUUGGACCUCGGGGCGGAGCCUCCCCGUGUAAACAUUUGUUGAGUACCCCCGCCCCCCGGGAUUAUUGAUAGCAACUUUUUGAGGAUCCAGCCAAUAUUGGUAGAUUUGAAUCGCGAUACUAAAUCUUCUAUUGGAUUUUAAGGUUAGCUGCACUAAAUCUUGAUAGCACUUGCCCUUGAAGAUAAUCAUAUUAACGUGUUCCCAAACAGGAGCAGUAUGAAUUAGUCUACAAAGCUGUUGUCCAACUUGUUCACGAGCAAAUAGAAGAAGAGAAAUUCACGUUCCACACAUACGUUAAUGUAGAGCUGCCCAAGUCUCCAAAGUCACAGACCUUAUCUGGUGAAUCAAACUAUGAGAACUGUGAGUUUAUUAGAAGUGUUAAUCGGUGGAAACAGAGUGACAUGCAAAAUGGAUCAGUGCCGAGGAAAAAGUUGCCACUACCGGUGGAAGCUCCAGCAGGUACUAAAUUUGAUCCUAAACCAUCAUUGUCAAAAAAACCUGCCAUAACACCACCGUCUCCUGAUCCAUCAAAAAGACCUCCUCUUCCACUACCCUCUCCUGAGCAAAUGCUGACAUCACCUGAUAUAAAAGGAGGCAAAGACUAUGUAAAUGUAGAGUUUUUAAGCUCCAAUGAGCAGAAAAGGAAAUCACCCAUGGAAGUUACAGAAAACAAGCCUGCAAUGUCAGGGAAACCAGCAGUCCCUCAUAAACCAAUGCAAAAUUCUGAUGCUGGAAAAAUUAAGGGUCAAUCUCCAACGUCUGGACAACAAAAACCUCCUUCAAUAUCUGAUUAUGAAGUGCUUCCUGGACCAUCAUCGACAGCAAGCCCACCUACUGUGAUUAACACUAGAAAUAAAGGGACUGUCAGUGAUUACGAGAUCCCUCCUGUGGCUUCUCAAGGUGCUAAGAAUCCAACCAGACACGUUCCUGAAGGUAUGUGGAACUAUUAACAUUCCUGAGUAGAUAACUUACCGCUCUUAUUUUAACCCCUCCUCCGGGGACACUUGCCCUAUCAAAAAUUAUGGGGGUGCUUAUCUGAAAAUUGCAAAAAUACACCUAAACGGUACCAGAAUCUCGUUUUGUGGGCGUGGCUCCAAAAUAAUCGUUUUUACCUCUAGGGAUAUCAAGUCUAAAGCCAAUUGUAUUGCAUUGAUAAGGGAAACCAAGACGAGUGAAGGUAGAGAGUGCUUAUUUUCCAUCGGUAAACGUCAUUUGACAACAACAACAACAAUAAUCUGUUUUUCCUGAUUAACAAACCUGAGGCUGAGGGUGUGCUCAAUUUAUCCCCCCUCUGUCCAUCAGCGCUCCGAUUUGUUAAAAGGAAAUUCUUUUUUAACUAUUAAGAGUCAUCUACGUAGGAACAAAGUCAAAGUAUGUGUUUUUGAGAGGGUUGUAGUUGUAGUAUUUAAAUCUAAUUUAUAACAUCUUUUCUAACGCAGUAAUUUUUAUUUUUAAACAUCAUUUCUAAACAUCGUAUCUUAAGCGAAGCAGACUGACGUGAAAGCAGUCUAAUGGAUGAUGCGCCAUGUAUCAUAAUUUUAAACAUAGAUUAACUAAGGGCUGAAUUGCUUGUAAGCUUGAAAAAAGCAAUAACAGAAUAAAUUGCUAGAAAUUGCUAGAAGGACUAUCAAUCUGAGGACGUAGGCUGCUUUCUUUUGUUUUUGCGAAGCACGUGUUGCUGCUCGCAUUUCAGUUUGGUUCUAUGUGGGUGUUAAAAAUAAUUCAUGGCAUAUAGUUGUGUUUGCAAGUUGUAUAAAUGAUCUGAUAAUAAAUAAUCUGUUUAACCAGGUUUGCUUAUCGAUCUUGGGAACAACACACCUCCAUUGCCGAAUAAACGCUCCUCAGGAGAUUGCUCUGGAUAUGAGAAUAUUCAAGGUAAUUGGGAGGCUCGUCAGGUGCAGUUAAAUAUGUUAUACUACUACAUGAGAAAUCUCUACAAUUUGACUGGCUUGGAGAAGUGGUAUUUCAGCUUAAUUUGAAAUACCUACAUGUGAAAAUUACAAACCUUUUGCGGGUAGUAGUGUAAACAAAUAAUAGAAUAAUUUGUUCGUGAUACGUAAUAGUCUAGAAACGUCCACAUGUACCAUAAUGUACAGUCUAACCUCUCGUUACGGACACCUCUCUAUUACGACUGUUCGUUUGGUCCCAGAAAAGCCAAAAAUCAUACAUUCCCUACCUCUAUAAUACGGACACCUCUGUAAAGCGGACACUUGGUUCUGUCCCUUUGGUGUCCGUAUUAAACAGAUUUGUCUGUACCUCAUAGCCUGAGAUAACAACUGACGUUUUGCGACACCUCCAACGGUUUCCCGAGGAAACUCUUGGUGACGUCGCGAAAUGUCGGCCAAUUUUCUCGGACUAUUUUUCUCGGCACAUGAAAUCUUGGUGAAUUUAAAAAUUGUUUAGGGUUGGAUUGUGGCGAAAGGUAUGCUUUUUAUACAGUCUUAAGGGAAAUUUUUUUAAAAUUAAGUUUGCAGGAAAUCAUUAAAUACUAGUUGUUUCACUGAUAUAGUUUAAUUGGUAACAAGUUAACAAAUCUUAAUAAAGAAAUAUCUAGGCAAGUACGUACUAACUGAGUAUACGGACUGCAAAAAUUUUAAGGUAUUACGCUAAAGGUGGGAAGGUUUACAAGAUACUUGUUACCCUUAGGUCGUUGUGGUCUAAUGUAAAAGGACGCCAAUUAAUAAUGUUCCUGAACACACUUUAUAAUAACUGCACAUGUCUAAGUAUUUUUUACCUGAAUGGUACGUCGGAUCACACUCACACUCAUGUAUGGGGGCAUCAUUACUCAUUCCUUCAUUACUUGUAAACUGCACCUAAGCAGCCUGGCAAAGUCCCCCAACCAGUGUUGUAAAUUAUCCCUGAAAAGCCCUGAGGGGAGUGGAUAAUAAAAUAUUUCCAAUUUACAAUUACAAUUUACAAUCAGCCAGUUACAUUAUUUGGAAAUUCAUGUUUAGUUUUAAAUGAAUCUAUGUCUUUUUCUUGAUAGUUAAGCCCCACUCUAGGUCUUCGAGCCCUUCGAAUGUUCGAGAUGACAUGGUCUUGCGAGGCAACAGCUUACUUCAGCCUACAGGGGCGCAACAUGACAACAGAGGUUUCAAGACCGUCCCCAACAGGCAGAAGAUAGCUGCUGGCCCUAAACGCUGCCCCUUGUCUGCAGAGUUAUUUGAAGACCCAGGUGCUAAUGUUGGGGACGGCUUCAAAGUGGGGCAUACACCAACAGAUUCCACAUUAUUAGUCGAAGCUGGCACUGUUCAUUCCCACUCUAACGUGAUAGAGAAGCCUGCGACAGUGCCACACCCUAAUACAGGGACAGUGCCAUCGGGAAAAGGACAGCACGCGUUGCUACCUCAAAAGCCACCUAGGAAUCCGGUCGGGAGUUACAGCUUGGUAGGGAUACCGGCAGCCGGAAGUCAAAUGGAGGUUUCUGUUGAGCCUGUUGAGGUCAAAGUCGCUGUUGGUCCUCCUCAAGUGAAAUAUAUUGGUAGUUCUGUGGAGGGUAAAAGUACUGGUCCUCCUAAGGAACCCUCGUAUGAGUUAGUUGGACAUUGGGGACAGUCAGUUAAAAAGGAGUCACCUCCUUCUGUGCAUGCGUACAGUCGAAACACUGAGUUAGAAGUCAAAAAUGGAACUAAAGGAGCACCACAUGGCUCACCACGCCCACCACCUAAAGGAGACAGGGAGAAACCAACUACUGAGGGUGGCAUUUCGCCUGAUCGAGAGGGGGUCCAUGAAGUGUUGCUUGGAACAGGUAACCAAACACCCCAUAUACUCAGUCCUACAGCUCUUUCUUUUAAGGUGGCUACACACUAGACGACAUGUCGGUACACACUAGGCGACGUGUCGCUGCAGCACUUCGCGGCGACUAAUUGCUCCGUGUGUAGAGGUCGUGUGAUAAGUUGCGCGACAAGUUGCAGCGACAAAUCGUUUUGUGUGUACUGGAGACUUUUUGUGAAAAUCUUUGUCUCAGUGACAGAAUUUUGUCGCCACAACAACUCGCACGUAUUCAAUCUGAUUUGCUUUUGUGCGACUCGUUGCGGCGACAAAAUUCUGUUGCGCAGACAAAGAUUUUCGCAAAAAUUCUCCAGUAGACACGAAGCGAUUUGCCACUGCGAAGUGUUGCUGCAACUUGUUGCCUAGUGAGUUCCGGUGUCUACAGCAAUAACCUGUUAUUUAAAUCAGCUCCUGUUUCCACACACUUUUGUUAUCAGCUUCUCGGUUCUCUCGAUGUGAUUCUCGCAGUGCAGGAAGCCCCAGCUACUGUGACUACCGUACUGUUGUCUGCCGGAAGUAAUUAUGGUAAUUGCCUUAAGCUGUGGAUUGGCCAAAAAAUCUCGCGCCACUUUCUCAACCAAUGAGAAAUAAAUCAGAACCAAUUUUGAUUUACCCGCACCCGCUUUCCCGCCCCCGGUAGUGAUUGGUUAAUUUGAGUAUCUGUGCCUGUUGUGAUUGGCCAGAAUAAUGACUUGGGAAUACGUGACAGUAUGAUCGUGACCGCCACCCUGACACUGUACGUGUAACAACAGACAAUGACGUGACGUGUCACUUCUUUUCUUCAGAUCUUUAUGCUACUGUGGCUCCAAGGCCGCACGGUCACAGAGACACCAAGGGUAGCAACAGUCCUAACGAGUCCGCCAAGUCUACGGACUCAUCUUCAAGGCCUCGUAACCACAGAUUACAGGUGAGUGAUCCAGUCCCAAUAGUGGCUGACCAACAUCAACAUUCUCCUAACAAUUUCAAUUCAUCAUGAUAUGGCAAGGUUAUGAGAAUUACUAAAAUGACAACCAAAUGGAAAAUGCGCUGAUUUUUUUGUCAAAUUCUCCCCUCCAAUUUUUUUACGAAACAGGAUGGAGAUCAGACUUGAGAAUUUUAGAUUACUAUACGUUUCUGGAAAACUACCCACCUACCCCUACCCUAAGCCAACGUUAACACUUACUUCUCAUUUAGGGCAAAAUGGUGUCUUAGGGGACGGGUAGGUGGGUUUGUGGAUAUUGGAGCUGAAAGGGUUGAUGACGGUUUUAACCAAAAUGUUUUCAUGUUUGCUUUUGUUUGUUUUGUGACUGAAGAAGCAAAAACAGAAUAAUCGUCCGGAUAACGUUUCCGUUAAACCAGGCAUUUCUUUGUUAAUUUUCUCGUUUUUGAGUAGCUGUAUCUUCACAAACACCAAACAUGAGGAUUUUUUAAAGUUUAGUGGACUUAGUGUGCUUUUUUUGCCUUUGAAGACCUUCUGCUAAUAAUCUCAUAUCUUACGAACUCAUACCCAGACCCCUUCGGUUUUAAAACAUGCAAUGACUUUGUUAUGAAACGUUUUUUUUGUGGUUGAAAAUGUUUGUUUAGCUGAAAAUGGAGCCAAUUUUGAAAUUCCCUUUUUUCUUUGGAAAGUUUUCACAAAGCAUUUGUGAGUCAUUCAUUAGUUUUUCAGUGCGGAAAUUUUUCCAAAUUUUUGCACUGGGCAUUUGUUAGCCUCCUUAAGUUUUUAUAGAGGGUGAAAGAAGCCUCUUUCUGAAGUUGAAUCACUGCUGGUUUAGGCAACGAACGGUCUAUUUUUACUUAGUCCGUGGAGCGGUACGUCCCUGAGACAAAAAUGACCACGCGCAUGAUUGAAGGCGCGCGAGGCGAGAGAUGCUACCGCCCUCGUUUCUCGCGCCUGGCGCCUUUGUCACUCGCGCGCGAGUGCACUCUCCUCACUAAAUCUAAAGAAAAAGAGUGACUGUCAGUAAUUGACAAUGUUCAUUCUGGUUUUUUUUUUUCUCUCUUGUUUCAGAGCAGCACAUCAAUAUCAAGUGAAGACGGAGAUGCUCCUCCAGUGCCCCAGAAGACAAAUGAAGCUUUCCUUGCUCCAGGUGGGAAAUUGUUAAACGCACUCGCAGUUUUACCGGUAAAACGUAUAACUUAGACAUGCUUAACUUGAUCAUACCUAUUUUUGCGGGAAAACAAGGGCUUGGGAUCUGUUUACACUAUGCCAGAUAGCUUUUGCGCUGGCUUUAAGACCAAACUGGAUAGCAGGGCUUCUGCCGUGUUCACACGUAAGAACGGUCAUUUCGGCGCGAUCUCUGUAACGAAGCGAAGCUACGCCGAUCUCUAAAGUGGAGAGUUACAUAUCCGACAGGUGUUCAUACUAUAUCGAAUAGUUUUUCGUGUUGGCAGCCGGAAAAGACUAAAAACAGUCCGCUAUAGCGUCUAUAUAGCUUUAGUAUUCCGCCCUUUGUGGUUUAUUGCUGUUUUAGAUUGUAAAGGUAAAUGUAGGUAGACACCUUUCUAAAGUGCAUCGGAAAUUGCCCUGAAAAUUCUGUCGAGCCACCUUGAGAGUUCAUUCAGUUCUCGGUGGACUCUUAUUGUACCGCUGAACACCGAUAUAAUGAGCCGUUUUAUAUCGAACAGCUCUUUUAUGCAACAAGGAAUGAGAUUUUUUACUGCAGUUGUCACAGGAACCCAAUACAACAUUUCCUAUUAUGCUAAUAAUGAAAAAAAAAAAUAUAUGCACAAAAGAAAAACAAUUUAGCAUUAAGGAAGAAAGUCAUUAGCAAACGGAGAAAAAUUAAUUGGUAACUGUUAAUACCCAGGAAAUGCAGAUGUUUAUGCAGGAAGUUGUAAUAAUGCAAUUGUCAAAAUACUUAUGCAAGAAGUUCAUUGCGAAGCAAAUUUCAACAUCUACUUAAUAUUUUUGGCUGUAGCCGAUAUGGCUAUAUACGUUUAGACCACUUUCUGUUAGCCUUCAUAUCACGUGUAAGAUAGUGGCUAACUGAGAAGCGUUUCCUGACGUUUGUGUCUCAAUUAGUUCUUUAGCGAGCAUCAAAGUCAACAUGUCAACCUGUACUACUACUCAAUAAUUUGUUCUAGUUGAAAUGACAGCAUAUCUCCUUCACUGUGGUUUGUUAACUUCCAAUUUUCGUGUACCCCUAUUUUACGAUAUCCAUGCCGUCAGAGUACAUAUAACAUCUUAUUUUGUAUUAAUAUUUUUGCAUAGUUCUUUAGCGAGCAGCAAAGUUAAACUGUCUUAGAAAUGUUAGGAAUCGGCGUAAUUGAUAUGUUUGAUGCAACGAC
Porites lobata is the source of this 16322-nucleotide messenger RNA. NCBI's taxonomy places the organism in Eukaryota, Metazoa, Cnidaria, Anthozoa, Scleractinia, Poritidae. The record is from the annotation of a GenBank genome assembly.